CUUUUUUUUAAGCCAAAGCUGAAUGUGUAGACCGUCACAUGUUGUUUCCUCUCUUCAGUCUCAACAUCAGUCGACAUGUGUUAUUUAUUGCUUGGCUGCAGGAGAAGAAAAGCGCAAGUAUAGUUCUGGAAAUAGAGGAUAAAGAAUAAAGCGCGGAGUUUGUUUUUUCCUCUUUAUUUUUCCUUUUUCUCCCCAAGCUGCUCCUGGAAAUUAAAGCGCUGCACUCUGGUUUGGUCUAAAAAGGGACGCAAGAAUGGCGAGUCCGCCGGCCGCGGGCGGUCAGUCGCUUAUGACCAACGCUUGUAAUAUAAACAGCAAUAAUAACAGCGCGAAGAAAUGUGGAUAUCUGAAGAAACAGAAACACGGGCACAAGCGCUUUUUCGUUUUAAAGGAGCCGUGCGAUGGGUUUUCUGCGCGCUUGGAGUACUACGAGAGCGAAAAGAAAUGGAGAAACAAGUCCGCCGCCAAGAGAGUUGUUCCUUUGGACUGCUGCCUCAACGUCAGCAAGAGAGCGGACGCCAAACACAGGUAUCUCAUUGCUCUUUACACCAAGGAUGAGUAUUUUGCCGUGGCGGCUGAAAGCGAGCAGGAACAGGAGAGCUGGUACCGCGCACUGACGGACCUGACGGCUGAGGCCAAAGUAUGUGACGGCUCGGCGUCCAACUCUGCGUCCUCGCUGGUUGGCUUCGACGAGGCGAGUUACGGUGUAAUAACGCCGGUUGCCGCCGCCUACAAGGAGGUAUGGCAAGUCAACGUAAAAUCCAGAGGACUGGGUCAGAGCAGGAAUCUAACCGGCGUCUACAGGCUCUGCCUCUCCAGCCGGAUGAUCAGCUUCGUUAAACUCAACUCGGAGGUCGCCUCCGUCGUACUACAGCUGAUGAACAUCCGAAGGUGCGGCCAUUCCGACAGCUUUUUCUUCAUCGAGGUGGGUCGGUCUGCAGUCAUCGGUCCCGGUGAGCUGUGGAUGCAAGCUGACGAUUCGGUGGUGGCUCAAAAUAUUCACGAAACUAUCCUGGAGGCCAUGAAAGCGAUGAAGGAGCUGUCGGAGUUCCGCCCGCGCAGUAAAAGCCAGUCAUCCAGCACCAACCCCAUAUCUGUACCAACAAGGAGACACCUGAAUAAUCUCCCCCCGAGUCAGACCGGGCUCUCCCGCAGGUCCCGCACUGACAGCACAUCUACCACCUCUCCAGUGAGUAGUAAAUGCUUAUCUUGCCGGAUACGCACCGCCAGUGAGGGCGAUGGCACCAUGACACGCCCAAUGUCUGUCACUGAGAGCCCCCUCAGCCCAGGGGUCCACAGGACCCUUCUAAGCCGGUCUCACACCAUAACAGCACGGCCGUCUUUAACCUUUGAAUCAUCUACCCUCCAGCACAGUAAGUCUAUGUCAAUGCCUCUGUCCCAUUCUCCACCUGCGGCGACCCCAUGUGCUGGAAAUGUGUCCUCAUGUGUGGACAGCAGUGUCCCCCGCCCUUCCAGCUGCAGUGCAUCUUUCUCAGGCUCCCCCAGUGAUGCAGGCUUUAUUUCGUGUGAGGAAUAUGGCUCCAGCCCUGCCGAUGCACGGGACCUCAGGUUACCACUAACCCUACGUAGCAACACUCCUGAGUCUCUCAAAGCCGAUACCCCACCCUCUAGGGACGGCAGUGAACUUGAUGGUUACAUGGUGAUGGAGAGGCAAAAUCAGAAUGGUUACCGGCGAAUGUCAGAGCUGGAUAAAGUCUAUCGAAAGCGGACAUACUCCCUUACUACCCCCCGCCAGCAGAGGCGGCCCCCUCAGGUGUCUUCAGCUUCUCUGGAUGAGUACACUCUGAUGAGAGCCACGUACACCAGUGGAAGCCAGUCUUCUCUGAGGUGCCACACAGCCUCACCUAAAGGAAGCGGGUUAGAAGACAACAGGGACGUUCACAGCAGCUCUAACAGUCUCCAUGGUGACAGUGGCUACAUGCCCAUGAUGCCUGGAGCUGGACCCCAGACUCCAGGGUCCAAGGACAGCCCCUACAUGCCCAUGAGCCCCAUGUGUGUUUCUGCUCCCAAACAGAUCAUAAACCCCCGUUCACACUCCUGCACCGCAGGGCUGGCCCCACGCAAGGACUCCCCUGUCAGUGUUUCUCUGGAGGACAGUGGUUACAUGCCAAUGUGGUGUGGGCAGAAGAUGUCAGUGGAAAGCAGUGAUGGAAAGCCAAACACUGGAGAGUACCUGUACAUGUCUCCUGUUGAUGCUCCGGUUUCUCUCACACCUCCUGACUACCAUCUCAGUCCCUCAGGGGACCCACAGCUCCACCACAGACCACCUUUUUGUUACAACUCUCUACAAAGAUUAGUUAAAGGACAGUUACAGCGAAAUGGGUCAUCUGACACUGAUCAGUAUGUUGUGAUGAGUUUACAGAGACAGCGGAUAGAAGAAGAGUCCACCAGUGGUCCCGUCUCCCCUGGAGAAUCGCCAGGCACUCCGUCCUCUCUCCCCUCUCCUCUCAGACUGACUCGGCUAGAAGGAGGAGUGUUGCAUCGCAGUAAGGUGUGUCGCCCCACCCGCCUGGCUCUGGAAUCCCUUAAAACACUACCAUGUAUGAGCGAGCAUCCUCUUCCCUCAGAACCUCGCAGCCCUGGAGAAUACAUCAACAUAGAAUUUGGUGGAGCUGCCCAUGUCCCGCUGAUGGAGAACUCAGAGCCUGGAAGUGUAAUGUGCAUAGAUGGUGGAGCCCUGUCAUUGUCAGACUAUGCUAACAUUGAUAUGAGUUCACCGGUUCACCUUGAAUCACACCAAGGAGAGGAUUCCCACUCAGCAGGGUGUCUGAACCACACACCUGAAGUUUUGAUUUGUCCCAGUGUGGGAAGCAGCCGGCAGGGCACACAGGGAGAUCAGAGCAAAGAGGAUGAGAGGAGAACAGAGGCGGAGACAAAGGAGAUGGGACAGAAAGGAAGUCCUGUGUUAGAGCCGCCUGCUCUUACCAAAGGUGACUACACAGAGAUGACCUUUGCUCCCCCUCCUCCUUUAUCUGUUCCCCGUAUGACCGAUGCCACCCCCCUUCCCACCAGCCCCACUGCAUGUAUGAAGAGACUCAGCCUUGAAAGUAGCUUAGAGGAUGUCGUGCCCCCAGUGCCAGUAGAUUCUUUCCUGCUUGGGGGUCCUUCGUUAUCUCACACAGUUGUAGAUCCAAACCGGGGGGCCAAAGUUAUCCGGGCAGACCCUCAGGGGCGUCGCCGACAUAGCUCCGAGACCUUCUCCUCCACUACUACUGUGACGCCAGUGUGCCCAUCUUUUGCCCACGACGCCAAGCGGCACAGCUCCGCCUCUGUGGAAAACGUGUCCCGCUCUGUGCAAAGCUCCGAGGGGCCUGGCGAAGACCACAACAGUCCCAUGUGCAGGGAAACGUCAGCGGGGUAUCAGAAUGGACUGAACUACAUUGCCUUAAACCUGAUGGAGGGAAACCUUGGAGGGGGCAGAUUAGGGGGGUGCGACGAAAUCCUGAGGUUCAAGACGGCUUGCGGCUGCAAAGGGGGCCUAAAUGGUUUCAGCGCCAGCCCUUAUGCCAGCCUGGGAUUCAAGGAGACUACUACUGCUGCUGUGAAAGAGUGAAGACUCAUUGGUCUUCCCAGCGUUCCUCAUCCUUUCCCUUCCUUUGCUGUGAAAGUUAAUUCUGCUGCAUCCUGAUGACAAGGUCACCACUGCAACAGCUGGACAGCUGACGUCCCUUCAACUUUAUGCUGCGGCCAUAACCUUGGACAAAUGGACAUUGGACCCUUUACCUAAAUCCCUCUCCUUUUUUUUCUCAGCACCCAAACAUCCAGGUGCCAUUGCUGCUGUAGUGCUAGAAAAAGAACUCUAACAGAAUAUAAAACUCUUAACACUUGAUGGAUAACUUUAUCUCUGCGUUUAGGCCUUCAAACUGUUCUGCACAUUAUUAGAUCAUCAUCUGUUUAACUUAUGUCCAUUUCCGGACUUAGAAACUUGUUUUGUUUUGGCUUUAGCCAAGUAGUAGUCAGAUUUUUCUUACCAUAAAACCUGUGAACCAAACCCGGAGAGCAUGAGCUAACAACUACAUGCAAGAAAAAAAUCAACAAAAGAAAACAACCUUUCAUGAGUACUGAUGAACACAUAUUUAUUUAUUUAUCAAUAGUGUAUGUUUGCAUUAAAUGAAAAGGGUGAGAAUCUGUAUACAGGGUUGUUCAGCAAAAAGAGACGGCGUUUGUGAGCAUAUUUAAAAGUCAAAGGUUAUGUUUGCUUACACAAGAAAUACCUCAGCACCAAGUCAACAAGUAGAUAUAUAUAUAUAUGAAAUAUUUAUUUUCAGAGGUGAAUGUGAAAAUAAAAAGAAAAAAAUUAUAUAUAUAUAUAAAAAAAAACAACAACAAUCCAAAGCCUUACUCUAACCAUCAGCCUCAUUCUGAUGGACUCUUUUUGGUUGGACCUUUACAUACAGUAUCAAAGAUUUACCCGAUCAUUUUAAGUGACUGAAUGUUUAUCAGAGCCAGCCUCUCUGAGAUUAACUUCCUUAUCUUGCCACUUGUAUGACAAAAAAUAUGUAUUCAAAAUCCAUAGUAAUAUAUUUAUUAUUAUGUAUGACAUGGUGUUUUCACACAGAAAAACCUUAGCAGCACCUACUAAGGUGCAGGCAGCAGAGCAUCAUGGGUGUGAUUGUUAAAGCACAAGUCUCAGUUCAUCUUUGACUUCCUGCACAAGGCCUGCAGGACGCUAUGACCCAUCUGGUCUAAGCAUGGGCCGGUAUGAGAUUCUAAUGUUUUAAUGUUAACUUUGAAGAAAAACGCAACAGUUUUAAGGUACUAAGAUACAUGGAUUGAAAUCCUAAACAAAAAUUAAAACACUAUUGCUUUUAUUUAAAACAGAUGUAUAUAAUGACUAUUCUUAUCCCUUAUUUCUAUUUAUUAUUUUGAAACAGACCUGAGCAAAAAUUUACAAUGAAAAUUUGAUCAAGGGCUUAUUGAACAGAAUAUACAGUAGAUAUCAGUAAGUGGGCUAAUUAUGUAGGCUGUCUGCUUAGUUAGCUCGCUUGCUUUAGCUGGUAAAGUAUUUUUUAUUUCCAACGAGAGUAAUGAACACUCCUGUGGUUUCCACAGAAAUGACUGCCCUUGUUUUUGCCAACCAGAAAUAUUUCCAAACAGUUGAAUGUGUUUUUAUUUGUAAGCAAGGCUAAAGUAUGGUACGCUUUCCAGCCAGGGAACAUUAUGGCGGAAUUUUUUUUAGCAGUUUUAAAAGCUGAACUUUUGUAAACCUAAUACUGGUAACUGGUCCUUGCCCAGUCAGAACAAGUGUCAGGAGAUUGAAUGUUUGCAAGCGAUUUAUACAGCCUAGGAUAGUAUUUUUUCCCCCUCACCUGAUGCCUCAUUGCAGAGCUUCGCCACCAAAGCAAUGUGGCACAUAUACACCUAUGACGGCUGGGCUUGUCCCUUUGAUUAGCCGUCUUCUGCACGGUUCUGCAUUUAUAAACUUUCCAGAUUGUAACACAAGACAUGCUGAAUGUAGUACGUGCCGUGUUCUGAGCCGAGGAACACAGGCUCCAACAACGCAACAUCCAGAUGUACUAAACGGGAACCACCACACUUACACUCGCUGAAUGAAAAAGAUAAACCAAGGGAAGCGUCUUCUUAUUUAUCUGAACUCACAGGUACUUUACCUUCGCCUAUAUACUGUAAAUAGUGGGGUGUUACAGAGAACUGCAUCUGAGAAAAUGCUGAUAAAAUUUCAGAGGUGUUAAGUUAAACAAUAUGUUUGUACUGUACAUAGUUUGUGUUUGAGUGAACUCUUCUGAUACAACAAAAGCACUAAGUUAUAUGCUAACCAACAAGGUUUGGCUUUUGAUUUUUUUAUUUUGUAACUGUCAUUGGAUAGUCUUGCAAAAUGGAUGCCACUAUAAGGACAUUUUCUAAUGCUGUAAUUCAGAAAAAAAAAGAAAAAAUAAUUGAAAAAAAUAUUAAUACUUGACACAAUUACUUCUUGAUACUACAACACAACUGGCAUCUAUGCAAUAUUUACACCUUUUUGAAAAUUAGUUUACUGAGAUGAACCAAAUGUAGAAACAAUGUUACUGUUUUUAAAGGUUAAAAUCAAAAAUGUUUGCUGUUUGUACAAUUUUUUUGUCCUCCAAAUUUGAAAUGAAAGGCUUUUUUGGCUUUUUCCCCCUCUUUCUUUUUGCUAAUGAAAUAUUUUGGGUGUUUUUGAGCAGUGUUUUGCAUUUUGGAAAAUGUUUUUAUUCAGCAUCAUAAAAGGUUACGACAUGGGCUAUGGCAUCCCUCGCUGUGUCUUCAUUGUAAAUAUUUCAUAUCAUGCACAUUGUGAUGCUAAUAAGAAAUGAUAAUUUAAACUUAGCUUAUUGCUUUAGAUUGUAAUGAUUCUUUAUAGAUACAUGCAAUAAAUGAUAUUUAAGAAAA
Molecule: messenger RNA, 6384 nt
Organism: Cyprinodon tularosa
Lineage: Eukaryota; Metazoa; Chordata; Actinopteri; Cyprinodontiformes; Cyprinodontidae
Gene: irs2b
Product: insulin receptor substrate 2b
Exons: 2
Coding region: 254-3574 (1106 amino acids)
Biological process (GO): insulin receptor signaling pathway
Cellular component (GO): plasma membrane; cytosol
Molecular function (GO): phosphatidylinositol 3-kinase binding; insulin receptor binding
Source: RefSeq, a predicted model, not a curated record